This is a messenger RNA of Ciona intestinalis (vase tunicate), 1706 nucleotides long. RefSeq names its product la protein homolog. Gene Ontology annotation, molecular function: mRNA binding. Lineage: Eukaryota; Metazoa; Chordata; Ascidiacea; Phlebobranchia; Cionidae. The record is from RefSeq and is a predicted model, not a curated record. Gene Ontology annotation, cellular component: cytoplasmic stress granule; nucleus; ribonucleoprotein complex. Gene Ontology annotation, biological process: tRNA processing; positive regulation of translation.
CAAUUUUUUCAUAAAACUGUUAUUUAAUAAUUGUCCCCAAUAUGUCUACUGAAACUGAAACAGUACCUGAAAAUGGCGCAGACCAGCUGGGAAAACGAUUGAUUCGGCAGAUCGAGUUUUAUUUCGGGGAUUUUAAUCUGCACAGAGACAAGUUCAUGCAAGAAGAAAUGAAGAAAAAUGACGGCUGGUUUACUAUGGACACAAUGCUGAAGUUUAAAAGGUUAUCAAGUAUGUGCUCUGAGCCUGGCACCAUCUUGGCAGCUCUAAAGCAAUCUAAGUCUGGUUUAAUGGAGAUUGAUAUAGAGAACCAGAGCAUCAGAAGAAAACCAAGCCGAGCUGUGCCAGAAAACGACGCCAAAUACAAGCGGGAUUUAAAGAUGAGAACAGUUUAUGCAAAGGGGUUUCCUCCAACUGAAUCUAUUGAAGAUAUCACAGAGUUUAUGGAGGAAUACGGGCCUGUUGAUGGGGUACAACUGCGCAGACAAAACAAGUUUCAGGGUGCUGCUUUCAAAGGCUCAAUUUUCACGACUUUUGCCAAACUGGAAGAUGCUGUGAAGUUUGUUGAUGCCCCGAUGGUUUAUUAUAAGGAUAAGCUGCUGGAAAAGAUGACCCAGGAGGCCUUUUUUAAGGAAAAGGAAGAAGAAAAGGAAAUGAAGAACGGAAGAUCACAUAAGAAAGAUAAUAAAAAGAAUGAGGAAGAAAAGGAAGAACAGCAGGAUGAGGAAGCAAACUUCAGCUGGAUCCAUGUCACGUUUCUCACUGAUGACACCAUCACUCAUAAUGAUAUGAAAGAAAAAUUGCAAGCACUUGAAGCUCCCACUUUCAAGUUUUUUAGCCGAUAUGAGAAAAAUGGACCUGAAGGCUACAUGGUGUUCACAGAAUCUGACCAUGCAUCUGAAUUAAUGAGAAUAUUGAAUGAGACAAAGGAAGGGCCUAUAAUGUCUAUAAAAACCUCAGAAAAUGUCACUUUCUCCGAGAUGCCUGAGGAGCAAAUGAGCAUAGCUAAGGACUGCUAUGAGGAAUUUCGUAACAGGUUAAGAUCUGGAAACAGAAAGAAAAAAGGUGGCGGACGAUUCCAGGACAGAAAGAAGAGACCGUUUCGGCAAAGUCGCAAAUUCAAUGAUAAUGGAGACGAACCAUCAGCCAAACAGAGCAAGGGUAAUGAUGAAUAAAGAUACAUUGUGGGAACUUUUGCAACUGAGCACAACUUUUCAACCCUCAUGCUUGUGAAUGGUUUAGAAUGGAAUUUGAAGACGAAAAUUCUCAAUUGAUUUUUGUGGUAGAAACUAAAUGUUCCAAAUAUCCUUGGUUUUGACAAUGUCUCCUAUUUUGUUCUAGGUGUCGCAUUGUACAGCAUCAGUUUAAAAACACCUGAACUUCUUUAAUCGUUUCUUAAGUUUUCGAAUUACUGUACGAUCGACUGGUUAGUAAGUAGUAAUGAUACAUCUGGUAAAAGUGGUGCAUAUUAUAAAUAAUAGUGAUGCAUCCUACCAGCACUGCCAACUAUGUAACUCAUUUUGCUUAAGUACUGGUACUUAAUACCUUACACACAAUGCAGUGAGUCAUUUAAUCAAUCACUGCCACACCAGCAACAACGUAAUUAUCCUUAAGUGGUCAACAGAUGCUUCAAUCUUGUGCGCUGUACUUUCUUAUGGGGAUUAAGGGGAAAAGUUCAUUUUUUGAAUACCAUGUGCCAUUUUGCUUAG